AAACUCAACACCUCACACAAAGUUUUCGCUCUGCAUGUCUCAGCGGACACACGGCACUAAAGCAGAGGUGCGGUGCAUGUGAAGCAAUGCAGGUCCAGUCGGUUCCUCUCGGCUCUGUCACAAUCGGACCGCAGUCUUGGCGUGAUGGGACGGUUCGGUCCAUCCGGCGUGCGGAGCGCCUGGUGCGGCAGACUCGAGCCGGGCGCUCCGGGACUUGCAGCCAGGCUCGGAGCUACAGCGCCGCCGCCGGUUUCACCCCGAGGCUUACAGACACAGAAACAGCGGAAACAACCGAAGAUAAGACGGCGGGGGAGGAAUCCGGAGAGAGUCGUGACUGCAUCUGCGUGAAGAUGUCGAGACCCCACACUUCAGGAGCAAUGUUCCCUAGUGGUUCCCAGAGGACAUCUGUGGCCCCGUUCCCACCUACCAGCUUGCGUGAGCAGUGUGCGGGGGCCAGCAUCGCCGUGGCUGGUGAGUACAUGCGGAGGGUUCGGGAGGUGGAGGGCCAGCUGCGCAGGCAGGCCGGCAGGGUGAGCCAGGAGGGCAUCAAGCUGGAGAGGGAGAGGGGUCACCUGGAGAAGAUGCUGCGCAGCCUGAGGACGGAUCUGACCGUGAACAGGAGGAGCUCAGAGGGGAGGACGAGGAGGCCGCCCACUGCUGAGACGGAGAGGGACGGUGCUGAUUACUUGUUGUUGUGUGAGAGAAGAGAGCUGGCCCAGCUGAAACAGGAUCUGGAGGGAGCACUGAGAAACACUCUGACCCAGCUACAGGCCCUGGGUGAGAGCAGCAGGCAGCUGCUGGACUGUGCCGGUGAGCGGGCUUGUGUGCUGGAGCUGCUGCCUCACUCUGCUGGAGGACACCGCAGCUCUGCUCAGACCUUCAGCAAAGCAGACCCCGUCAGCCCGUUUACACCAGAGUGCAAACAGGUUUUAGAGUCGUCCGCUUUGACGGUCAACCAGUCGAAACAACUGAGGGAAGACGUCAGACAGAUGUUGACCAGUGCCAUCACCAGGCAGAAAGCUAUUCAUAACACGGUCAAUGAUGGCCUGGUGAAGAAAAUGGCAGAGACAAUCAGCCUGCAGCAAAACCUGACUCUGAUGUCUGGAGCCACGAGGCAGGCCAUGUUUCGCAAGCAGAGGGAAAUCAACUGUAUUCGUCACAGCCACGGCCGAGCGCAGGGUCCAGAGUACAGCGGUGACAUACUGUCCAGAGAGAAACUCAACAGGCCUCUGGUGCAGGUUUAUCAGAGACAUCCAGGGACGCAGUUACCUGAAGCUGCUCAGCUCAUACAGGGCAGUGCAGUGCUGAGGCGAUGUCUGAUGUCCUCUGAGCGGGAGCUGGCGAGGCUGCAGCACGCCUGUCUGCAGCUGCUGGACGACCAGCACGGCAAGAGAGCGGCAGCUCAGGUGGACGCAGCCGUCGUCCGCAUGAGGCGUCAGCAGGUCGACAAGCGAGCCAUGCCUUCUUUCCUCCAGCAGGAGGCGUGCAGAAGCCAACUCCCCCUGUCUUGUGUUCAGUAGAGCUGCAACAAAGCCUGCAAGUAGAAAGAGAGAUGAUGGUGUUUUAGUGUGUUGGUUCAAGGUUAGUAAAAUUGGAUAAAAGCUACAUUAUGUGGCCAGAAGUCUAUGGACAGCCUUGUUACAUACUCUUGUGUACUUUUGGUGGUUUGGGCGAGGCCCAGUUAAACCCUUUAGGUUCGGUUCAAGAGAAUUUUAAU
Messenger RNA from Larimichthys crocea (large yellow croaker), 1717 nucleotides. RefSeq names its product tektin like 1 (gene tektl1). The record is from RefSeq and is a predicted model, not a curated record. The coding region runs from base 87 to 1520 and encodes 477 amino acids. The transcript is spliced from 8 exons. NCBI's taxonomy places the organism in Eukaryota, Metazoa, Chordata, Actinopteri, Sciaenidae.